UGGUGGCUUCUUAAGGUUACAUUUGAGUGGUAGCUACGUAGUUAAGGACAACAGUUUGUCAUUAACUACAUUUGUCAUUAUUGUCAAUGUAGCAUGGGUCUUUCAAUUGCAAAGUUAGUAAUAAAAGCUGAGUCAGAUUCUAGAAGUAGCUUAGAAACAAGCAGUGUGUCUAAGGAAGGUAGCAAUUUCAAGGCAAGUAUUACCACAAACAAUUCAAAGUCAGAGAUUCCAAGAGCAACCAAUACAAGUUCUGACAGAGAGGCUCAUACUGAGAGACAGCUACUGAAAGUUGGUGAGAGCAAACAGAUCAGCAUAGCACAAAGAAUCCCUCAAGGAGAACGAGUGUUGGUCCAUCCUAUCAAUGUAGGACAAGGAGAUGCAAUACUACUGGAGAUACAGAGUCAAAAUGGCCAGAGUGAGAAACACCUUACGGAUGGUGGCCAGGGACAAAGAACACAGAACACACAAUACUACCAGAAUCUCAAAGACACUCUCAGGGCUCGUGGAUGCUUAGUACAGAAGAACCGUACUGAAAUUGGUAAUACGUUAGAAGAUCGAAUUUGUGAACAAGUUACAAUGGACUCCAUUGUCAUCACACACCCCAAUCUAGAUCAUUACGGUGGCAUUAACCGACUGCUACAAGACUUCACUAUCACGGCUCCCAUUACAACAACUCUGGCAAGCUGUUUAAAAGUUGGGCAUUCUGGUGGCCCAAAAGACACGAAUAUAGGUGAAGUGUUUUUGUCUGGUGAAAGAGACCAAAUUAGGCACUGGUUCCCGUUAACUGGAGAAGGAGAGAAUGGUAGACGACAUACGAACAUCAAAACACUACCCAAAGGUUCGACGGUAGAAGUAGCCAGGAACGAAGACCUAACAUUUGAUGCAAAACAACUCAAUGCAACAAGUAUUUUGACAACUGUAAGAAUACCGGGGAGCAAAUACGAUUUUGAUGUGGUGUUGAGCGGAGAUUCAUACGGUUAUGUCAUCGAUGAAAAACUAGGAUUAAAAGACAAAUCUGUGGGAGUGUUCCAAGUGCCUCAUCAUGGAAGCAAGUAUAACCUACGCAGACCUAGGGCAUCCACAGUCACGGAUUUCACACAUUUUUACUCGAGCUUUAAUGCACACAUCUACUUAAUCAGUCACGGCGACCACAGAGGCUACAAUCAUCCGCAUAGUGAAGUUAUCACAGACAUUCUCUCUGCAGCUGUCCAGAAAAAAAGACGUUGUAAGAUAGUAGUCACGGCAACAUGGUUUGAAGCAUCUAAAAUUGAUGAAAAGAAUAUUAGCAACUGGAGGGACUAUGUUGAUAUCUUCUACUUCAAGCAAGGCACUCCAUACGUCACUCUGGAUCCUAACGAUGAGAAUUUGCCUAAGGGCUUACAGCUGUUUGUCAAAAUGGUGCCAGCUCAAAGUCUAGAAGACAAACUUGGAGAAAAGAAUUUGCAGAGGAGGGAGGUUAGUCGUGACGGAAACAGCUUCUUCAAUGCCGUCAGUGGAGCACUAACAAACAAGAACACACCCAUCCAGUUGAGAGAGAAGCUUGUCGAACACUUAAUGGGAUUGCAAGGUUUAUACUAUCCAAGAUCAGGAGUGACUACAAUGGAGGAAUAUUAUGAGAUCGUAAGUAAUUAUCUAUUGGAUGGACACUUCUCGUCUGAUAUUGAAAAGAUUCUGCCCGAGGCAAUGGCACGGACACUAAAUAUUCGAAUACAAGUUAUCUCUGCGAAUCCUGAACAAAAGGACAAGUUUUAUGGUGUCGAAUCCACCCAGACUGUUAUUCAGUUAAUACAUGAUGAGACAGGCAAUGGUCACUAUGACUACGCCUUUCCAGCCACAUCCCAAGGGCUUUCCAUGAAUACUUCAGAUUUGCCACCUGUCAAGGCUGAGCAGACUCCUAUCAAGAUCAGAGAAACUCCACCCUCACAAGCCAUGACAAACGGAAGAGCUAGCAGACGUCUCCUCUUCCCAAAUGACAGUGUAAACCAAAACAAGAGCCCACUCAACAAAGUUUGUCACUUCUGCAAGCAACCAGCAAAUCCCACUGACAGAUUAUACAUAUGUAAGAACUCUAAAUGUCCAGUCAAAACACACUUGAAUUGUGAAGAGGAGUCAAGAAAAACACACACUUUUGUGAGAAACUUUAAGAAAUGCGUAUAUUGCCGGACUUGCAAAGAAUGCAACGGAAUAAUGGGAACAGUACAUGCUUCGUGUCAUAUUUGUGGGGGUGCUGGCCACGUCCCUUGUAUUAGAAGAGUGCCCGAACAAACAAGAGAUGGAUACACAUGUAGGAUAUGUAGAGGACAAAACUUGUAGUACAAUAGGUAUAUGGAGUGUAUGUGAACAGUAGCUUGAGCAUUGUUAUCAUUUGAUUGUAGAGUAUAACAUGAGUCUUUGACAUUGAGUGGAACAA
Molecule: messenger RNA, 2410 nt
Organism: Halichondria panicea
Lineage: Eukaryota; Metazoa; Porifera; Demospongiae; Suberitida; Halichondriidae
Exons: 4
Coding region: 94-2313 (739 amino acids)
Source: RefSeq, a predicted model, not a curated record